CCUCUAGCGGACGUCUCGCUCACUUACUCCCCUCGCGAAAAUAAAAGUGAAGGGGGUGAGUUCUGAUCGGAGGGGAACAACAAGUCAACAAUAACAGGUGUUAACAAUAACAAUAAGGGAGAACACAAUGUCACUGUUGGCGAACAAUUGCCGGAGGCUGACAUCCCUCAGCAGCAGCUUUCUUCGUUCACCAGUCGUCUCUUCCCAGUUCGUUCCCCAUCAGAAUGCAUCGAAGAAGUACGAGUCCAAGAAGUGGCCGGGGUACCACGUUAUUUACAGUUUGCCUGAUGUGAAGAGGGUCAGUCUCAUGAGCCGGUUGAAGCUCCAGGUGACGGUUAUCUCGGGAAUAGCAAUACCAGCGGUCUGCCUGAUGGAGGUUAACUGGGGCCUGACGUCGGCGUUUGUUCACAAUGCAACAUUCAUGUUUGGAGCAAUAUGCUUUUUCCUCCACGGAGUUGGCUAUUUCUCCAACAACGUAAUCGGAAUAAUCUACGCGAAGAAAGACUCCAACGACAUAAAGAUAGCCUACAUGAGUUACUUCGGCAAACGAGUGGACAUUGACACGACCUACGACGACAUCAGCUGUCCCGAGCCCAAAACAAUGUUCCGUAAUCCCCUAUUCAGUCCGUUGGUAGUUGAGUCCCAGAAGAAGAAGCUGAAACUCUUCGUCCAGGGUAAAAUCAUCGACAGCGACAAAUUUUACAAACUGUUGGGGGUCGCAUUCUGAUCCAGUGUAAUUAGUCAUUAAGAGAAUAAAAGAUUAAAUUGUUAAGAA
Molecule: messenger RNA, 775 nt
Organism: Diachasma alloeum
Lineage: Eukaryota; Metazoa; Arthropoda; Insecta; Hymenoptera; Braconidae
Product: transmembrane protein 186
Exons: 2
Coding region: 128-727 (199 amino acids)
Cellular component (GO): mitochondrion
Source: RefSeq, a predicted model, not a curated record